AUGGCAAGACAUGCACUGCGAAAGGGCCAGUCGGCCGCCAGCGCCGCCGCCGCCGCCGCCGCCGCCGCCAGCGCCAGCGCCGCCGGCUGCGUCGCAUUUUUCAGGGUCCGUCGAGCUUCUCUUCUUAUCUGGACGGCUUUGGAAGUCGGCGGGCCGGCCGGCCGGCUGGCAGCGGGCCGGUCGCCGUCCGCACGCGUCCGUUCGUUGUUAUGCAUUGGCGUCGCCGUCGCGGGACUGGCUCGUGUUUGUCUAACGGCGACAGACAGGGGCGGCGCGAGCCUGAGUGGGGGCGUGGGAAGUGUGGACACGGAAGGGGAGGGGCCGACCGCCGCCGCCCACUCACUACAGCACCCCCGAAGUGACGAGUCUGGCGACAGAGGGGGCGGAGCUGCGGGCCAUCAGGGCCCACCGUCUGGGUACAGGCGUACUGGGAGAGCACGACACACUGAAGCUGCCAUCGGCGGCCCGCAAGCGGGGUGGAAGCUAAAAUGA
This is a messenger RNA of Schistocerca serialis cubense, 492 nucleotides long. RefSeq lists its product as uncharacterized. The transcript has 3 exons. The record is from RefSeq and is a predicted model, not a curated record. The coding region runs from base 1 to 492 and encodes 163 amino acids. NCBI's taxonomy places the organism in Eukaryota, Metazoa, Arthropoda, Insecta, Orthoptera, Acrididae.